AAGCAAAGUGGCCAGAGGAGAUCAGAAGCUGGCAAAGAUGUGAAACUUGCAAUGGAAUAACCAUAAUGAGAGUUUCUGGUGAUUCAGAGGUGUUGAUGAUGCCAUUCUGAAGCUGCUGCUUUUGCAAUUGAUGUGAGUUCUGUUCAACCUCGGUCUGCUCUGCACGUGCCCAGUGAUUUGCUCCAUGUUGAUAGUACUAGUCUAAUAGAACAUGAAUCUGAUUUAGCUUGCUAAGAAUUUUACCAUUUACCAUGCAUCCCUGCAAGUGAUAAUAAGCUGAAGAUUUGUAAUACUGAUUGAGAGAGUACUGGAUUUGAUUUUCCUCUCCUUGUCUGAAUUUGAAUUGUCAGUGUGUCUUGUACUGAAUUUCUGUAUUUCAGGGAGCUCCUGAGGUCUGUAUGCACUGAGUGCAGAUUAAGCAUGAAAGUUAAGUGUUACUCCCUAUUAAACUGUAACUUCAGCCUAUUGUUAUUUGGGAUUUGGACAAUGAAGAAAGGAAACAUCACUUUGGACAAGUAGCUCUUUCAUGACAGUUUGUUCUUUCAUCUAAACUGCACUAAAAAAAUAUAUAAUCUGCUGCUUUGUUCAUAGUCACGCAACAAAUGAUGCAGUGCUUUGUUCUUGUAACUUGAUGGACGCCGGCUAAUGCCUGUCAACAAUUUGCAUGAACUCGCUUUGGGAUCUCCUAUUUUGCUUCCACAUGUGCCUCAUGCAUGAACGAAACAGCCAACGUGUACUACAUAGCUGACGAAGCCUGACAGCUCGGCUAUAGACAGAUGCUGUGGCAUCACGAGGCAAUAGUGGUCGAACACUUCACAUUUGUGUUAGAUUGAUCUCUAACCAACGGCUAAAAGGGCCUUGAUCACGUUCUGGUCGGGGGUGUCCAGCCUAAUAGGCUGGUAGGCCCGUCACACUACGCAACAUAAAUAGGGGUGGAGGCUGGCGUGGCACGACACACGAAGUUCGUCGCCGUUGCUCUCCACCCCACAAAACCCUAGCCGAUCAGAAGGGGGCGCAGCCAGUGACGGGAUCGCCACCGCCGCACCGCUUCCUCGCCGGACCACUACUACCACGUCCCCGCCGGACUUCGCCGACGAUGGCUGGUCCCCCCUCAUCCGCAAGCGGUUCAACCGUUGUUGCGAUGCAGGUGAGGAUGGUGUCGCUGCUGGUUCUGGUGGCCGCCGCGGUGUGCUUGUCGGCGGCCGGCGGCGCGGCCGCGCAGCAGGCGAGCGGCGUGGUGGCGACGUUCAACAUGUACAACCCGGGCAGCAUCGGCUGGGACCUCCGCGCCGUGAGCGCCUUCUGCUCGACGUGGGACGCCGACAUGCCGCUGGCGUGGCGGCAGCGCUACGGCUGGACGGCGUUCUGCGGCCCCGCCGGCGCGCACGGCGAGCCCUCCUGCGGCCGCUGCCUCCAGGUGACGAACACGGCGACGGGGGCGCGCACGGUGGCGAGGGUGGUGGACCAGUGCUCCAACGGGGGGCUCGACCUCGACGUCGCCGUGUUCCGGCAGAUCGACACCGACGGCGGCGGCAUGGCCAACGGACACCUCGUCGUCGACUACGAGUUCGUCGACUGCCAAGACUAGGAGCUCCAGUUCGUUCAGUUGAUCGUCGGUCGACAUAUAAACACAACGAAUUGGUUGUUAAAUUUCAGCACAUCACGUAUUUGAUUGUUUGUUUUGUUUCAUGAAAUAAGAAUGGGAAACAAAUUAAUUCGCCGAGAGAUAAAAUGUUGUUGACUAAAUACGUUAUUAUUAAU
Molecule: messenger RNA, 1761 nt
Organism: Oryza brachyantha (malo sina)
Lineage: Eukaryota; Viridiplantae; Streptophyta; Magnoliopsida; Poales; Poaceae
Product: pathogenesis-related protein PR-4-like
Exons: 3
Coding region: 1097-1588 (163 amino acids)
Biological process (GO): defense response to bacterium; defense response to fungus
Molecular function (GO): RNA nuclease activity
Source: RefSeq, a predicted model, not a curated record